AUGGAUCGUGCUAGUUUCUGGAAAUGGUUUUUAGUUGCCGCACUUGUUCUUUCACUUACUGCAUUCAUUCUUGGGUGGAUUGGCUUUGGUGUACCUGAUUGGCAUAAAUUUCAACGUUAUAAUAAUACUAUUGUAGAGUAUUAUGGUUUAUGGGCUUAUUGUCAAGAACAAAGCCCUCUAUUUGAUGCAAUUUGUCAACGAUGGCCAACAGCUGAAAAGGAAUUAUUUGCUGGAAGUCGACCAAGUUUCAUUCGUACUACAGAAGGUCUAAUGACAACUGGAAUGGUAAUACUUUCAUUGGGUCUUUUUAUUGGAAUCUUAGCUGCACUUUUACCUUUGCUCGCAUAUUUAGCUGCGAUUCUCGCUUUAAUAGCAUUUAUCUUUCUUGUAGUUGGCUUACCGAUAUUUGGUCGUCAAUCGAGUAUAUAUUCUCGAGUAAGAGGUGAUUAUUCAUACACUAAACGUUAUGGAUUUUGGCUUAUGGUACCAACUAUUGUGCUUGAGUUUCUUGCAAUACUCUUUUUUGCUGCUGCUGGAUUUUUAUAUAAAAAAUAUGGUUAUGGUAAUAUAGCAAAUAGUUUUAACAAUAAAUCACAUUAUCUACGUGAUAAUAAUGUAUAUGGUGGUAAACAAAAACUUGGACUACCUAGUUUCUUGACCGGACCUAGUGUAAUACCAGCACCCGUACCUAUUCCGUACGGAGUGAGACCGCCGUAUGCAAUUGGUGGUAAUCGGCCUCCUCCAAAUCCAUAUUUAACGACACAAACCAUGACAGAACCGAGUUUACUUUCACAAUAUCUGGCUCAACGUGUAACACCACUUUAUGAAUCAGCACCAAUACAAUUAACAAGUGGAAGCUUACUACCACAACCAACUAUUGCUCGAGUUGUAUCAGGAAGAGGUUUAAAUAAUGUAACACCAUCUUAUUAUCGAUUUGGUGAACCAGUUGGACCACAAUUUACACCGAUUAUCAAUUAUUCAGAUUAUUCACAAGAAUUCCAACCUAUAUGGAUUAGUUUAUCAUUAAUUAGCAUUAUUAUGUUCACUGUUGGUGGCAAUAGUCUUGUUUGUAUUGCUGUUAUACGUGAAAGACAUUUACAAAAUACAACUAAUUAUUUUUUAACAUCACUUGCAUUGACUGAUUGUCUUGUAGCAUGUCUUGUUAUGCCUUUAGCUGUUGCUGUAGAAUUUAUUGGACAUUUUCCAUUUGAUUCAUUAACUUGUAAUAUAUGGUUAACGUUUGACGUUUGUUGUUGUACAUCAUCAAUUUGGCAUAUGAGGUAUGUUAUGUCACUUAAUCGUUAUCUUACAUUACGAUAUCCAUUAAAAUAUGGACGAAAUAAACGACGAAGUUUUGUCACUUAUAAAAUAAUGAUUAUUUGGUUAAUAUCAUUUGCAAUAUGUUUACCAUUAUUUAUUCUUGGUCUUACUGAUUCAUCGAAUGUAUAUAAUAAAGAAACACGUGCAUGUUUUGCAGCUCAUCGAAUAUUUAAAAUAUAUGGUUCAUUUGUUGCUUUUUUUAUUCCAUUAAUUAUUAUGAUUGUAACAUAUGCAUUAACAAUGAGCGCGUUACAACAAGCGCAUGCAACAAAACAACAACGUACGAGAAGACGAAAAAAAAUUCAUGCUGUUGUUAAUCUUGCUGCAAUGGCUAUUAAAUGGAAACGAGCUGUAAAUACUGUUGAAAUACUUGAUGAAAAAAAUUUGUCAAUUAAUUUACAACAUAAUAUACCAUCCAUAGAAAAGAGAAUGUCUAUAAGUGAGCAACGAAAACGUUCUUCAUCAUUACUUUCAGUUGGAGAACCAAAAAAAACUAUAUUUAUUUCAAAUCAUUGUUUAAAUGAAUCUUCUCAGCCAAUAUCAUCUCUUACACAUCGAGAAAAACAAUUAGAAUUAUCCGAAGAAAAAUCAAUACAUCAAUCAUCAAAUCAACGUUUAUAUCCAAUUACACCAAAUAGUCUACAAGCACCUACAAAACGUUCUAAUUCUUGUACACCAUUACUUGAAGUUAAAAAUGCUCGUAGAAGUCGACGACGUAGUUCUUCUGUUCAUACUCUUCUACAAAUACGUCGUAAUUCAGCAGAAAUAACGAAAGAAUUAGCUCAUCUAAGUGCUCAAUUAUCUGCAUCAAUGACUAAUGAUGGUAUUGCUAAUAAACGAUUAUCACUUUCUAUUCCAAAUACAUAUGAAUCAAAUGAACAUGGAACACCUACAAUAGAUCAAUUACUUGCAGAAAUAAGUGUUAAUCAACCAAUUAUCAUUCCAUCAUCUUUUCUUACAGUAAAUCCAAAAAGACGUCGACGAUCAAAUAGUGCUGAUAUUCGAUUACCAAUUACUGAAUUUUAUGCAAGAAAAGAAUCUGUACCUAAUCUAACUAUUCCAGAUAUUCCAGAUCUACUUGUUACAUCCGAAAGUUCUCAGAAUAGUUCCUGUAAUAACCUUGAAUCACUUGAACAUCAUUCCAAUAUAGAUACGGCAUGUCAACGUAUCAAAGAUUGGAUUACAGUUACAUCAUCAUCAACAAAUCUUAAUCAUGAUCAUAAUUCUAAACUUUCUACACGUUGUGUAUCAGCUAAUAACUUUACGGAACAUACACCAAUGUUAACUGGAAAUAAACAACAUUGUUCAACAUUAACUAAUCUUCAACGACAUUUUCCUCAUAUUGAACAAUUAUAUGGACAAACAUCAACAUUAAAUUCAACGUUCCAUCCUCAACAACAACAACAUCAACAACAACAUUUACUUGUUAAUGAUCAUGUUGCUUCAGUUCAAAACUUUGCCACUGAGAAACGGGCUAGCGUUUGUUCAUUAACAUCAUCAUUGAUAAAUUCUCGUUUUUCUCGAAAUAAUCGACCUAGUACAUCAUCUUCAAUUGGUUCAUCAUCUUUACAAGGUACAAUACGUAAAGUUCGACCACGUCUACAUGAUAUUGUAUCACAAGUUAGUUUUCAAAUGGUAUCAUUAGAUACAGAUGAUACAUCAUCGUGUACAUCAAGUUUUACUCAUCAUUCAGCUCAUUUAAAAUCAGUAAGAUUAGGACCUGCAAAUUCAUUACCAAAUAAUACAUUCAAUAAAAAACGUCAAAGAUUUAAAAGUCUUGUUAAAAAAUCAGCCAGUAAUGAACGUAAAGCAAUGCGUGUAUUACUUAUUAUAUUUUGUAUAUUUGUUAUAUUAUGGACACCAUUUUUUGUUAUUAAUCUUGUUUCUUGUUUUAUUACGGAGAUUCAUCCUGUUUUAGCAUCUGUUGCAACAUGGCUUGGUUAUUGUUCAUCAUGUGCAAAUCCAAUUAUAUAUACUAUAUUUAGUCGAACAUUUCGUCAAGCUUUUGUAAAUAUAUUAACAUGUCGAAAAACAAUGAAUUCACAUCCAUCAUCACAAAUGUUUAGUCCAUCGGCUUAUUCAAAAUCAAUGUCAGUUGGACGAAAAUUAUCAGCAAUGACUAAAGGACAAUUUGAUAUACGUUAA
Molecule: messenger RNA, 3465 nt
Organism: Adineta steineri
Lineage: Eukaryota; Metazoa; Rotifera; Eurotatoria; Adinetida; Adinetidae
Source: the annotation of a GenBank genome assembly